This is a messenger RNA of Paramuricea clavata, 4907 nucleotides long. The record is from the annotation of a GenBank genome assembly. NCBI's taxonomy places the organism in Eukaryota, Metazoa, Cnidaria, Anthozoa, Malacalcyonacea, Plexauridae.
UUACUGGCAAUUAUCUUUGCUCCAAUGAACAAUUUCGCAUUUGAAUAGAAUAUUGUUGAAUUAAACUAUGGACUUAAAUCAAAUCUACUCAGCAGUUGACAUUGGACCGUUAAUGCGUUAAGAACGCAAGAAGACAUCUAGAAUUUUAAUUCGAUUUGCAACUACACGAGAAUGAAGUCGUUUAGCAUUACCGUGUUGCUAGCCUCGGCUACUCUAAUAAUGGGUGGUCGUUUAGAAUGGUUUGGGGGUAAGUAAAGUUCCUCAAUUGUUUACGAAAUUUGUGCAAUAAAGUAAUCAUGCAAGACAUUUUCGGAAGAAAACCUAGUAAACUCGAGCUAUAUCAUAAACUUAAAACAGUUAAUUAACAAUUACUAUGUUAGUAAUAGUUGGUGCAACGGCAGUGGUUUGGUCAAGCUUGGCCAUGCCUGCAGCCUUUUUAUCAAAUUUGGAGUGCAGUAUACGUAGCGUUCAAAUACCUCUGUGUGUGUUCUCAAUUUGGAUUAUGUGAUCAGGGCUUUUUUAGUGGAGGGGCCAUCAAAGAAACCUUCACUUGGAGGUGGGGGUGGGGGUAACAUAACUUAAUGGAGGGGGGGGGGGCAAAAUCUUCCAACUUGUAUGUUAGAAAGGCCAUAUACGGGAUCUUGGAAGCAGUAAAAUUAUAAUGUAACAGUGGUACUACAAUUUCGCGCAAUGUAGUUAGUUAUCAUAACAUGAACUGAGGUUGCAAACUAGAUUAAUAUCGGCAUUAUGUUUUUCAAUUAAAUUGUUGUUUACGAAACUUAAUGUAUUACGUGUCAAUAUGGCAUGCGUGCAUGUAGACAUAGACUGCACAUGCAUGCAUGCAUGCAUGCAUGUCGAAACACUUCGGAGAGUCGUUAUUAUUCAAAUGAGAAAGGUGUAGCCUAAUCAAAUGCAAGUAUCAAAAUGCUGCGGCCUGACCCACUAUUAUCCUGUGCGUAGAAAUGAAUACAGACUAGUUUGAGAACAAUAACGCAAACAGUUCUUUCGAGAAUGCGCGCGCGGAUGAACACGAAUCUGCCAAGUCAAUUAAAUCCGAAAAAUAGACUACUUUCUAACAGUUUGGAAAAUCAGUUACUGUAUUUAGAAAUUUACCUAUAGGUUUGAACCUUAAUAAUAUUGUGAAACAACAUGCAGUCAUGAGAUUGUACUCAUGAUGACAUGGAUCUUGAAAAAUUGCUUAUUCAGUAGUCUUGUAAUGUAUAUUAAGAUAUAUAAUAAUGCAAAAUUGUGGUCGCUCACGUUUUCGACUCGUUCCAUAAUAUAUAUAGGACCUUCCGACUUGGGCUACAUAGUAUGUUAUUCUUUACCAAGUUUAGACUGUCAUGGAUAAUUUCACUAUUUCAGUUUCAGAGUUUGAAGAUGCUGGCUGUGUAGAUAAGUACCCCACAAAAGAAUGUAAAGAGCAUGCCGCAAUAGAAGGAUAUUGCGACGAUCAUAAGGAAUUCAUGGAGACACGUUGCGCAAAAUCCUGCGGAUUCUGUCAGCGUAAGUAAUUUUAAGUGUUUGUAAUAAGCUCUCGCAACUUAUCCAGCAACUGAAAUACUGUUCUUGCAAUAGCAUAGCAUAACAACUCUAGUUGUUUACGCCUCAAGUAAGUUGAUAAUAUAUUUGCAAGAAUAUCUCGCACGCUCGGAAAUUUGAACUUGUGCUCGACCUAUUUGAUUUGAUAUCUCAAUGCGCGCGACAUCCCCUAUAGAGUUAACUUCAUAACACAAAAUGCUUUUGAAAUGCGUGAAUUCAUUUUCGUAUGACACUUUUGUGAAUGUUGCAGUGUGUGCUGGGAGAGUUAUUAGCAAUGCAAUACAACACAUAACUAUACUUAAAAUAAAAUGUCAAUUUUAGUCUAACAACAUUAAACAGACGGCCCGGGGGGGGGUUAUGUUAAAAUCUCAGCCUAUCCGGUCCACAUAUUUUGUCACGGAUUGUAGUUAAUCAAGUUUCUAUUCUGCUUUACAAAGCGCAAGUUCCUCUGGGUCCAGGAAUCGAAUGUAAAGAUAAGAUAGAGGGAUGUGCAGAACAUGCCGCCAUUGAAGAUUAUUGCAAAUACAAUGAAGAGUUUAUGAUCAAAUAUUGCAGAAAGACAUGUGGUUUAUGUCGUCGUAAGUAUAUACGCUUUUUUGGGGUUCUCGCGACACCAUCUUUCUAAGUGGUAAUUCCCAUUAGGACGGCUUGCUAUUAGCCCAACAAAGGCGUAUUUUUCCGCAGUUUUUGCGCAAGUGGACCCAAAAACCUGUGCCAUUGCUUGGGAUAUUUGGACAAGAUAUAGGUUCCUAUAUUCUUUCCAAAGCUCUAAAGCUAUAUUUACACUACGGACUGACAGUUUUACUGAUUUACCGAGAUUUACCUGUACGUUUUAAACAUUGUUGGGACACAUGCGGUUUUAGAUUGUCAGUAGAUAUAUCAUAUAUGACAAACAUAUAUAUCUUCCUACUCCUCCCUAUCCCCAUUCAAUUUUGUUUUCCCAUUUGCACACCAAAGUAAGAUACUAACUGAGACCUAUUAAUUUAUAAUAGAACCAAACGCGCCCGGCAAAGAAUUAUUUUGGGAAACCACACCCUGGGGUGAGGUAAGUUACAGUAUAGUUAUAUUUCUUCCUAACGACCGAGGUUGUUUAUACUAUAUAUAGGAAUGAGUGUAUGGCCAGGUUGGGACUCAUAUGCAGUAUAUAAGUUUGCAGUCCCUAUAUAUAAAAGUGAGGAGAAAUCAUGCUUUAUAUAGCAAACACUUUUGCAUAUAUAUAAUUGAUCAUCUUUUUAAAACGGUUCUUUAAAACAUAAACAGUUUUAGACGUUUUCUAGUUUCCAGUAUUCAUGGCAGAUAAAGUUUCGAUGGUAUCCCAGUUUACUUAUUCCAAAUUCAUUAGGAGUUCCUGAUUAAUUUACUUUGCCUUAGAUAUCAUAGGUAUAAGCUGAAAAGAAAUUAAACGAAUAGUAUAUAUAGGGGUUUGUGUCGAGCAAAAUAAUAUUCGACAAUUUCCAAAGUAGUUCUUCGUAUAUACCAAAGUAAUUGCAAACGGUGUUAAUAUAUCAUGUUACACGAGAAAUUGUUACUGCAACUUGCAACGCAGUUUCUGCCACGCAUGUCAUCUACAACGUGGUCGCAAGGAAAUUGUGAGCAUGACCCAAGCUUUAUCCUUCCGGAAUUUUUUUCCAUUUCAUUCAAUGUUCAUCCCUUAAGAGAAUAUUAUGUAAAGAAAGUGUAGGCCGAGUAGAAUGCAGACUAUGAUUAUAUAUAGUUUUCUGCGACUAUACGUUUUGGAUAACAUGGCUGUGUAUCCGAAAUUGCGUUAUAUAAGUUCAGCAAAACUUGCUAUUAGGUUUAUAAUCUUUUCAACAUUCCUAUAGAAAAUAACCUUGUCUUGUAAAUGUAUAUCGAAUAAUUCCGUACGUUUCUUUCCUGAUAUCCUCGCCAGGUUUUGUAAGGUUUUUUAAAAUUUGCGUAACUCGUAGUGUUUCGCUAGGAAUGUAACGCAAGGCCUUGGUCUCCUGUUUAACGUACCAACCAGGGGCGGCGGAAUAGGGGGUAACAGAAGUAAAAGUGGGGAGGGGGAGGAGAUCAUAGUAAGAUAGUAAUAUCGCUGCCUAAAAGACAAAGAUGAGCUUGAUAUGAUGUGCUUGACCCGGAUAUGAUUGUGGGAUGAUGUCGGCUGAUCAAUAGGUAAAAGACCCUGGCUUGCGAGGUUGGAUUCAACUGACUUCAGUAGUGUUGGAUAACUGACUUGGUAUCACUGAUCUAUAAUAGUGGGCGUUACGAACUUACGAGCGGACCUUGGAUUCCAUUCCUUUUUGGGCAUUCAGAAAUUUUAUUUCAGCAAAUGAUUUGACUUUAUAUUUUAUCACCCUUCCUGCAUGCAGUACUGAAGACAACAAACAAGAUUUGUGCAAUUUGUAAUGUUUAAAAAUACCUAUAUAUGUGUGAUGGUAAUUCAUGCAAGUCAAUCAUUUUCUUUAUUCCUAUAGUGUAAGCAAGGUGUUCAAAGGCGAGGCGUGAAAUGUAUCCAUGUUUAUGAGGGAAAAGAUUACCAGGUAGAUCUAAAAUAUUGCAGAGAUAAUCUGACAGACGAAGCUGAACCUGCAGACAAAAGAGAUUGUGUGGCAUAAAGAAACCUCGACAUGAGUAUAGACAUUGAUACAAGGUAUUUAAGUACGUAAAAAGAUCAGUUAAAAAAACAUAUCUAACUUGCUGUCUUUAAUAUAACAGAUCUUGUUAAUGUGGCGUUAUAUUAUCACUGCAUAGUAAUGAUAAGAGUUAUAUAGUGAGUCAUUUCCAUGAUUAAUAAUAUGAAAGGUAAAUUAUAUAGAUCGCUAUCAUAGACACCCCAAUGACUAGGCGUGUUUUACACUAACAAGUAUAUGUUUGUUAAAAAUGCAAAACGACAGGAAGAAAGUGCCACGACAGGAAGAAAGAUGAAUUAAAUACCAAAACUUGAUCGAAUAAAUGAUGAUAGGUUGUACCAAAACUUUUUCGAUCUACUCCACAGGUGGCACCCCCUGGCCGGAGUGAAAAUUUUUGGGCAUCCUUUCAGAAAUUUAUCUUCAGUUCAAAUGGUCUAAUUUCAGAAGAGAUGCUCGGUAUUAUCCAGCCUACUAGGUUUUUUCCUUAACGGAUUAUACAGUGGUCAAACGGUAAAAUGCAUGGUAUAAUUAUAUUGAGGCUUAUCCAUGCUUUCUUUGUUUUAUAGAUAACAAGAAGCAACAAUAUAAACGUGUGAUUUACUGGAAUUCAAAAGUUGUGUCUCAAUUCUGUUACAUAACAGUAUUCAUUAUAUUUCAUUAUAUUGAAAUCUUGUGUUUCACUUCUACUAUAGAAAGUACUAUUGGUGUAUAAGUGACUUGUGGUGUAGUAAUUAUGAGUAGGAUUAUUAACAAUAAAAUUGAUUAAAUUAA